This is a messenger RNA of Prunus avium (sweet cherry), 471 nucleotides long. RefSeq names its product meiotic recombination protein SPO11-1-like. Lineage: Eukaryota; Viridiplantae; Streptophyta; Magnoliopsida; Rosales; Rosaceae. Gene Ontology annotation, molecular function: DNA topoisomerase type II (double strand cut, ATP-hydrolyzing) activity; DNA binding. Gene Ontology annotation, biological process: meiotic DNA double-strand break processing; reciprocal meiotic recombination; meiotic DNA double-strand break formation. The record is from RefSeq and is a predicted model, not a curated record. Gene Ontology annotation, cellular component: nuclear chromosome.
AUGGGUCUAAGAGAGAUAUCUAUUACAUGCACCCUUCUGUGUUUUCAGACCAGAUUUUUGGGGCUUCUUGUUGAUACUUUGCGUCUCCCUACCUAUUGCUUGGUAGACUCUGAUCCGUGCGGUUUUGACAUCCUGUACACGUAUCGGUUUGGUUCUAUGCAAAUGGCCUAUGAUGCAAAAUUACUACGGGUCCCUGAGAUACUCUGGCUUGGAGCCUUCGUUUUGGACUCAGAGAAGUACCGUCUUCCACAACAGUGUCUCAUUCCCUUGACAGCAGAAGACAAGAGGAAAACGGAAGCCAUGUUACGUAGAUGCUACUUACAAAGAGAAGAGCUAGAGUGGAGAUUGGAACUACAAUUGAUGCUGGAAAGAGGAGUGAAAUUUGAGUUCGAAGCAUUGUCUGUGCAUGAACUUAACUUCUUGUCGGCCGUGUACAUACCAUCUAAAAUUCAAGGUGGAGUAUACAUCUAA